CACCGUUAUCGCCAUUCUUUCUACGAAGCCAUGUUUCACAUCAGUCGAAAAACACGUCUCCGAGCCGUCAUCGCGAUAUCCUUCUGUUUCUUUGCAGCCGAGAUCUCAGUGGGCUUCUACACUGGCUCCUUAGCCCUUGUCGCCGAUGCCUUCCACUAUCUCAACGAUCUCAUCGGCUUCAUCGUAGCCCUAGUGGCGGUUCAAGUGACCGAACGCAAGACGUCACCCGCGGACCUCUCAUUUGGCUGGGCGCGUGCCCAGCUGCUUGGUGCCUUCUUCAACGGAGCCUUUUUACUCGCCCUAGGCCUCAGCAUUGCCCUACAGUCCAUCGAGCGCUUCAUCUCAAUUAAGCCUGUCGAGAACCCAAAGCUGGUUUUGAUCGUAGGAUGCAUUGGACUAUUCCUCAACAUUAUCAGCGCCUUGUUCCUACAUGAACACGACCACGACCAUGGCCACAGCCACAGUGGCCACAGCACUAGCGAUGAGGAAGCAUUAUCUACUCUUGCGCACGCAAAUCAUAUACAUGUGAACACAGCGCCCAAGAAACACGGCAUGGAUCUCGGUAUUCUCGGCGUUCUUAUACACGUCAUUGGCGACGCGCUCAACAACAUCGGCGUCAUCAUCUCAGCUAUCAUCGUCUGGUUUGUAAAGUCGCCCAGCCGCUUCUACGCAGACCCCGCCGUCAGCAUGUGGAUCGCCAUCAUGAUCUUCCUUUCGGCGAUCCCGCUCACCAAGCGCGCCGGCAAGAUCCUCUUGCAAUCCGCUCCAUUGGGUGUCAGUAUCGACGACAUCAAGCACGAUCUACAGGCCAUACCGGGAGUGUUGGGUGUGCACGAACUGCAUGUAUGGCGUCUAGAUCAGAAGAAAGCAGUUGCAUCAGCACACAUCAAAGUCGGCGAUCCCAAUAUCACGAGCUUCAUGGAGAAGGCCAAGAUUAUCUCGGAAUGCCUACACGCAUAUGGCAUACAUUCGUCGACACUCCAACCCGAGCUUAGCUCGUCCGCAGGAAGAUUCGGAGGCACUGGAGAUGUGCUUGAAGAGGUCGCUACGACUGCUACAAGUAUUGUGCGAUCAAGCAUGGAGAAAUGCGGCGUUCCAUGCGGUUUAUUAUGCGAGGAGUUGAAAUGCUGCACGUAG
Molecule: messenger RNA, 1137 nt
Organism: Exserohilum turcica Et28A
Lineage: Eukaryota; Fungi; Ascomycota; Dothideomycetes; Pleosporales; Pleosporaceae
Exons: 2
Coding region: 31-1137 (368 amino acids)
Biological process (GO): intracellular zinc ion homeostasis; zinc ion transmembrane transport
Cellular component (GO): membrane
Molecular function (GO): zinc ion transmembrane transporter activity
Source: RefSeq, a predicted model, not a curated record